AUGGAUCAUGCAAACCCCAAGCCUCGACGCCGAGACCCUCGCGCGCAAUCACCUGCUGAGUCGUCCUCCGAUGAACUCGCAGCAGGCUCCGACCACGACGAAGCCGAGCGCCGCCGAGCCAGCUGGACUAUGCAAAAAGCUUUCACCCCCCAGCGCCCACAGAAGACCGGACGUCUCUACAGCGAAUCUGAGAGUCCCGACGAGUUAGCUGUGGACGCCGGCGAAUACUGGCGUUCAUCACGCAUGCGCAACCGUCACCGAAGCCCUUCUCCCAUCACCCACACCAACAUGCGUGACGAUCAUUCCCACGGCGGAUCGGAUGAUCUCCCUGACGACAAUAUGCCUGCUUCAGACAUUGACCAAGCUCGCGACGCCGAGGACUGGUCCAAUCGUUCUGACACGCCUGUUCCAAUCCCGCCAGCCGCUUCCCUUCCCAUCAAUGUGGACUACAGGGAGAAAUUUGUCAUGCACGGUCAUCUGCGCGGAGUCUCAGCUGUGCAGUUCUCGCCGGACUGCUCUAUGAUUGCUAGUGCCGGUGCCGACGCAGCUCUCAGAAUCUGGGACACUGCGAGCGGUAGACUCAUUCAUAUCUUCGAAGGACAUCUAGCUGGUAUUUCUACCCUUGCCUGGGCCCCUGACGGUCAAUGGAUCGCAACUGGUUCCGAUGACAAAACAAUUCGCUUGUGGAACGUCAACACUCUCAAGGCCCACACUAAGGUCUUUGAUGGCCAUCAAAACUACGUGUAUCAAAUCGCAUUCGCCCCGAAAGGUAACAUCCUUGUCAGCGGUUCCUACGACGAGGCCGUGUUCAUGUGGGAUGUUCGCCGAGCCCAAGUGAUGCGCUCCCUUCCAGCCCACUCCGACCCUGUUGGCGGUAUCGAUGUUGUGCAUGAUGGUACCCUUAUCGUUUCAUGCGCCCUGGAUGGACUUAUUCGUGUCUGGGACACCCACAGCGGCCAGUGUCUCCGCACCCUGGUCAUGGAAGACAACCCGCCUGCAACUUGCGUCAAGUUCUCACCCAAUGGCAAAUUUGUCUUGGCCUGGACCCUGGAUAACUGCAUUCGGAUGUGGCAUUAUGCUGAGUGCCGCGUCCUCAAGACAUUCCAAGGCCAUGUCAACACGAAAUACAGCUUGUCGGGAUGCUUCGGUACUUAUGACCCCCCAAAUGCGAUCUACGCGUCACCCCUAUGUUUUAUCGUCAGCGGCAGUGAGGAUGGUUCUAUCUUCUUCUGGGAUCUUGUGAGCAAGCAGAUUUUGCAGCGUCUUGAUGGACAUGCAGGCGCUGUGCUUUGUGUUCACACUGGUAUCCUAAAUGGCAAGCGUAUGGUUGUGAGCUGCGGGGCGGACAAGACGGUUCGUUUGUGGGAAGAGGUAGAUGGAAACGAUGAUGACGACGACGAUGCGUCCAGCGGUGAUGCCACUCCUACCCCCGAGUCCCACUCGCGGUCUCGCUCGCAAACCAACACCCCUGCCCACGAUGCAGAUGGCGAUAAUGCCAUGACUGAUGUGUCUGCUGUGCCUUCCACUGCCGCCACCCCCGCGGAAGAUGCGACUGCGGAGGAUGUGACCAUGGCAUGA
Messenger RNA from Penicillium concentricum, 1578 nucleotides. RefSeq names its product WD40 repeat domain-containing protein. The transcript has 3 exons. NCBI's taxonomy places the organism in Eukaryota, Fungi, Ascomycota, Eurotiomycetes, Eurotiales, Aspergillaceae. Gene Ontology annotation, molecular function: histone binding. Gene Ontology annotation, cellular component: Set1C/COMPASS complex. Bases 1 to 1578 code for a protein of 525 amino acids. The record is from RefSeq and is a predicted model, not a curated record.